CGGAAUCAAACCAUCAUCCGUCAUCGCCGGGCAAUUCUGAAGCCAGAAUACAGAACACCCGGAAGAGAAAGCAACCGUACCCGACUCACCUUCGACCCACCCCUCAAGGUUGCCGCGCCAUUCGCGACUCCGUCCUUUCUCACCAUGGCUUCUCGCCGGAGUCUGUCAAGUAUCGCCGGGGGAGACCAAGUAUGUGCCCAGAUGACGAUGACGGCAAUUCCCAAAAACAGCUUGGAAUCAUCUGGAGCACCGCUGGACAGCGAGGAAGCGGAAGAGAGCGUUUUGGAUGGUCUACUGAGGUUAAUUCCUCGAGAGCAUUCUCCAAUCUGAAAUCUGCUUUCCCCCACUUGGGAAGAUGUGAGCUCUUGUUUCGUUUUCGUUAUCUCUUUGUUGGUUGUUUCCUUGGCUGCCCUGGUACUGAAAACUGGACAAAAAGUUUUCGUCUUUCCUGUGUGAGGUAUGUAGAUGUUUAAUGGGAAUGUGGUGUUUGUCUCUGUAUUGUUAAAGGUGCUUGCUGCUGAACCAAGUAGACUUCCUGCAUUAGAAACUUGUUGAGCUGUUUGCAGGAGAGAAAAUGCAAAUUGUGCUUGGAAUAUUUGCGAAAUCUAUCAGUUGACGAAAUAAAAAGCUGAGCUCUCUCAAAGGAAUUGACCCCAAAACUGUAAGUUUCUCAGUUAAUAGUCCCUUUAUGGUUAUUAUUUAAAGAGGAAGUAUCAGUUAGCUGCUUUAAUUGUUUGGAAUAAGUAUUCUGUUUAGCAAACAAGUUGGUUGUGUUAGGCGCCACUGUUCCCUCCUGGAACAGAGUUGAUAAGUUCAACAGGGCACCUAGUCGUGUAUGGUUCACUUGGAUCAAGAUGAGUGGAGAGGUUGGUUUCAUUCUCAAUGAUGGACAUUGGAUUGUCUUCCGUGGUAUUCACGAGGUUGAAUCUUUUGGAAUGUGGAAUUGUUGAAAAUGGUGAAUAGUUCCUUGUCACAUAUUGGGAUCGGUAUCCAUCAUUGUGAAUCACAUUAGUUCCAGGGAUAAGAUUCAUUGUUAGAAGACAACGAAGUUCGGAGCUGCUUAGAAUUUCCCUGCACAUUUGAGUUCCCUGCAAUCGAUUUAUCAAGUUAAUGUUCUUGAUAGGGAUGUCUCUAACACAUGAAGGUGUGGCCAGAACGAACCUCAACCUUUGGUUUAUUCAUUGCCAUGGAAAUAAAAUUAGCGCUAGUUCCUUUAUUUCUAGGUGCCUCAUAGAAAACAAGUCACCAUUCUUCAAAUGGUUGCAGUAGUGGAGUUUAGUUUAUUGAUUGCACCUGUACUUUCUGGCUAAAAAUGCCAUUUUGGUAUUUCUCUGUCAGAGACAAGUACUUAGAAAUAGCUGGUUGACUUGAACUUCGGUUUGGCAUUGUCGACAUAUGUUUUUGUAACUGUACCUUUUGAACCCAGGCAGUUAUCUUGCCUUCCCCCUUUUACCUUAUCAUAUUACCUUUUCUCGUAUUCCUUCAUUGGCAAGUUCUCUAUAACCUCCAUGUUAAUCAGUCCUUUACCUUGCUAUAUGUUGUUCUACUUAUUGCUUGGAAAUUUAUGCGAGGUGAAUAAAUUGGCAGGUAGCUUGUGUUCUAAUGUUCAAUCUUCGGACGAUGAUUUCCCAGUGGACACAUGUGAGCUCCAGUCCUGUAUACUUAAGAUUUAACAGGUUGUGUAAAUCGAUUUUUCUGAGUGGUGUUCUGACCUAUCCAUAUAUGCGCAUAAUGUCUAUGUUUAGGUGCUUGAGAUUGCAAAGGUCAUUGGUUGCAUACCAGGUGAGGUAGACCGGAAUAAGAGAUGUACAUCCAUCUUAAUCAAAGGAUCCCUGAUGAACUGAAAUUUGAUUGUAAUUGCCUUCUUACACACACGGUUAGCUUUGUCAAAGAUGCACCAAGAAAGUGAGCAACGUUAAAAAGAAGGAUUCCCAUGAGGGCUCAUGUCCUCUUUUAGCUUAUUGCAGCAACUUUCCUGUAGCUACAACAGAUAAGUGAGAUAAUUGAAUUUUCAUAUAACAUAUGUCAUUCAGUUGUUUCGUUGACAGAUAGAGUGAGUAUUUCCUUUCAGUGUGCAUUACUUGUUGAAAUCCUUGGUUUACUUUCUAGAUUAAAGACUUACCCUGCCAAAACUAUUAGAAUAAGAGAACAGUGGAGUACAUGUAGAAAUAUAGAAUAUCAAUCGAAGUUUGGGUUAGGGCAAGAUAGGAUCCUGCUGUUUCUAUAUUUUCAUUGCUUAGAUCCAACUGAACAUUCUUUACAUGCCAGAAAACCAAGGACUCUUUGAUGUUUGAGGUAAUAAUUUAAAGACUGGGAUAGAAGGGGUUUUAUGAGUGAUAUUCCAUUUAGAUGAGUUGACGAAUAUUGUAUAAUAUCACAAUCCAAGAGCCCGACAAAACCACUAAGGUUAAUUGUGCAAUGACUAUAACUUGGUGUUUUGUCAAAGUUUGCUAGAGUAAUAGUGAAGACUUUCGUGAAGCUAUUAGAUAUAUGCUCAUGGGAAUACAACAUUGUGCUAGCUUUAUGUAAAAAGAUAUAUAGUGAUAGACACAGAUCUUGUUGAUGUCGCUUUUGAUAGUAGAUAUGCUAUCAUCACUUUCCACUUAUGUUAUUCCUUAGUUGAGCAACUAAUAGGUAUCUUGAUCUCUUCAGCAGCAUGAAGCUUUAGGAACUGUUACAAAAAGGUAUUAUUAAACAAGCAUUUGAUACUGGAAAAUGGCCAUAAUAGCUGAUGGCAGCAGUGUUCGGUGGAAAUUGUUUUCAGAUUAGUGGCAUCCUAGCUAGAAAGUCCUCACCACUUUGACUUCCAGGAUCACCUCAAAUUUGUAGAGGGCAUAUCUCCUUGAGCUAUGUACAUGCUCAUCCAUUUGCUCAUGUUGUACAGAAACACUGAAAAGAGUAAUGUCUUGGAGGACUUUGUGGAUUGUUCCUCGAUGUGGAAAGAUGAAUACAUACCUAGUGACAUUUUAUAUGAUCAUUAGUAUUAAUAUAUACAACUACAAGUUGCCUGACAGCCAUUAUCUGAAUUAUCUUUGUCAUUUAGGUGUCUUCCUCCAUAACUUUAUGCUGUUCAUGCACCAAAUGUUUGCUUUUACAGCCGUGAUUUGCGUCAUGUGAUCCAAGUCUGUUUUCUAUUUAUGGCAUAGACUGAUUUUCUCAGUGGAGAUAUAACAAAACUUCAGUUGAAUUGUAUUAUAAAGACAGUGCAGUGCUUUUGUCCUCUUGGUAUUUGGGAUCAAGUUAGUUGCUUGGAUUGCUCAUGGAGGUGAAGCUGUUGAAGCUAUUUGGCUUUGAGGUGAAUCCUCACAUUAAGGAUGAGAAACAGAGCAAGGAAUCUGCAAGCUGCGAAGUCUUGCCUGCUAUUUCGAAACAUGCAGAAGAAGGAAGAAUGGUAUGUGAAGCAGAGAAGAAGAAGAAGUUUGAAUGCCAGUUUUGCUUCAAGGAGUUCAGAAAUUCGCAAGCCUUAGGAGGUCACCAGAAUGCUCACAAAAAGGAGAGACUGAAGAAGAGAAGAAUGCAUCAACAGGACUCCAACUUACACUUCGAGCCCCUGCAGAGUCAUUCCAAUCUCAUGUACUAUCAGUAUCUUCCAUGGUUCGAUCCUUUCUCUUUCGCUCCCGGCAAGGAGCCACUGAUUAGCUUCAACUCGACAACAUGUCAGAACCAGAGUUCACUCAGUGGUACGUUAUCGCAUCUUUCUGAAUCUGUUGAUAUUAUCCCUGGAAGUAGCAACAGAUCCGUGAUCGUGAGGCCUUCCCCAUCAUACGUUUCGAAAGAUUCUCAGCGUCUUUAUGUUCAACUAGGCCUUGCAACGCAGCCAGGUACCAGCAGCUCAUCUGGAAAUGGCUUGUAAUUUUGUGCUGGUGUUGGAAACAUGAAAGCUUGUGAAUUUCCUGCAUGUGUUUCAUUCUACUCAUGUCCAUUGUGGUUAACAAAUUAGAUUACAUCUU
This is a messenger RNA of Linum trigynum, 3950 nucleotides long. Lineage: Eukaryota; Viridiplantae; Streptophyta; Magnoliopsida; Malpighiales; Linaceae. The record is from the annotation of a GenBank genome assembly.